GCUGGCCAGCUAAGCUAUGUGGACCCAGCUACGGGCUAUGUAGUGCUCACAAGACUGGCCCACUUGCAGAGAGGUGCCUGCUGUGGUUCUGCCUGCAGACAUUGUCCAUAUGGCCAAGUCAAUGUGAAAGAUCCAUCUAAAAAGAAGCAAUUCAACUCCUACUUUUAUGUUUGACAACAACUUUACCUCUGUUCUGUCAAGUUGAAUUAAUGUUUUUGAAAAUAAAGCCCUAACCUAGAAUUCUUA
This is a messenger RNA of Cricetulus griseus (Chinese hamster), 246 nucleotides long. Lineage: Eukaryota; Metazoa; Chordata; Mammalia; Rodentia; Cricetidae. The record is from RefSeq and is a predicted model, not a curated record.